GGAGAGACGGCUGAACGGUAUAUGGGGAGAGAGCCCGAGAGAGAAAGGGGAGGAACAGAGAUGAUUCUCCUCGCUAAUCCUCUUGACACGCGCACGAGCUGCCUGGCCGAGCAAGGCUACGCGCGUGUGGGAGCGAAUCAACGAGAGACGAGCGAGAGCGAGAGGAGCAGGUGUAAAGGUACAAACGGAGAGUGAAAGCAAAUAGUGAACAGCGUAGAGGGAGGGGGAGGAGGCCAAAAGGCAAGGGAAGGAAAGGUUUUCUUUCAUCUACAAACCCCACUAAGCGAAAGAAAAAAGCCGCAAGGGAGGAGGGAGCGUGAGGGGAGUAGUGGCGCGCGUUUUCUCCCCCACGAGCACCGACGGCUUCAGUUCAGCGGUGCCGCGCGAAGCGAACGAUAGUGAGCGAGGAGCGCCUUAUUCCCGCGCUACCUGAACGGAAAACAGCGAGAAGAGCGGCAGAGCGCGAGCGAGAACACCGGGGUGAAAGGAGACAUCGAGAGAGAAGGCGGGAAGAAGUGCGGUCUACCUUGCAAGAAAAAGAAGAUUAAGAGACGGGGCCGAUAAAGGAUGGAGGAUUGGCGGGAACUGCUGAGACACGGGGAGCCCUGGUGACUUAGGAUAUUUUGAGCGGGCGCACAACACAUCGGAAAAGCUAAACAAAGCAAAAACAAAACAAGAUGCUGUCACUGGGAUAGGGCGCCUAGUUGAGAGUGAGCGCGUGAGUACGAAUGAGUGAUGGGGAUGUGCAUAUGCGCCGAGCGCUUGCUACUCGCCAGACAGUUUGACAGUAGUGCAGUGAUGCGAGAACGGCAGGAAUAGAAACGCGCUUCAGAGGCAAGGCUGCAAAGGGGUAGUCUGACAGUGUAGGAGCGUUAUGUUCAAAUGUUCCAGUGAGCGCGUAUGACCAAAAAAAAGAAAAAAAAGUAGGCUACAGACCAGCUGUUAAAGAGUAAAUCAGGGUCAGGCGCCCCCCAGAGACGGUGGAUUGCUUAGGCAGACCGACCACCACAACAACAUCACAUAGUGGUGGAGAGAGACCGAAGUAACCGACGGAACAGGGAACAGGUAUACACCCAGAGAAGGGCCUGUCAGGUUAACAAACACACACAUACACACGCACGCACGCACACACACACACACACACACACACACACACACACACACACACACACACACACACACACACACACACACACAGGAAUACGUAAACAAGAAUGUGUGCCUCUUCUACAGAAAACCUCGAAAGCCAAGUGGUUUGAGUGCAGUCGGGGAUGAAUGUGUGCGUGCUUGCAUGCAUGUGGCUGUAGUAAAACAAAAAAAACACAACGAUGCGCCUCUGAAGAUCUUCAGGAUACCUCUAUCAUUACCGCUCCGCCCCCUGGCCCUCGCUCCACCCCGUCACACAAGGCACCUCGCAGAGGGGCCUGGCAUCGCUAGCUACCGUGCCGCAAGCAGUGGGGAGUGGGGCUGAUUAGUCGAGUGUGGUGAAUGCUUCUUGGACCGUCAGCCAUGGGAGAAUGGACCAUCCUGGAGCGCCUCCUGGAGGCCGCUGUGCAGCAGCACUCUACCAUGAUUGGGAGGAUCCUGCUGACAGUGGUGGUGAUCUUCCGCAUCCUGAUCGUUGCCAUCGUGGGCGAGACGGUGUACGAGGACGAGCAGACCAUGUUCAUCUGCAACACCCUCCAGCCGGGAUGCAACCAGGCCUGCUACGACAAGGCCUUCCCCAUCUCCCACAUCCGCUACUGGGUGUUCCAGAUCAUCCUAGUGUGCACGCCCAGCCUCUGCUUCAUCACCUACUCUGUGCACCAGUCGGCCAAGCAGCGGGACCGCCGCUACUCCUUCCUGUACCCCAUCCUGGAGCGGGACUACGGCGGCCUGGGGGGCGGCCUGGGGGGCGGCCUGGGGGGCGGCCUGGGGGGCGGCCUGGGGGGCGGCGGAGGGGGCGGAGGCGGGGGCGGCGUGGGACGCAAGCUGCGCAACAUCAACGGCAUCCUGGUGCAGCACGGCGACAGCGUGGGCGGCAAGGAGGAGGCGGACUGCCUGGAGGUGAAGGAGAUCCCCAAUGCGCCGCGCGGCCUCACGCACAGCAAGAACUCCAAGGUGCGGCGGCAGGAGGGCAUCUCACGCUUCUACAUCAUCCAGGUGGUGUUCCGCAACGCUCUGGAGAUCGGCUUCCUGGCGGGCCAGUACUUCCUGUACGGCUUCAGCGUGCCGGGCAUCUUCGAGUGUGACCGCUACCCGUGUCUGAAGGAGGUGGAGUGCUACGUGUCACGGCCCACCGAGAAGACGGUGUUCCUGGUGUUCAUGUUUGCCGUGAGCGGCCUGUGCGUGGUGCUCAACCUGGCCGAGCUCAACCACCUGGGCUGGAGGAAGAUCAAGGCGGCCAUCCGGGGCGUGCAGGCCCGCAGGAAGUCCAUCUGCGAGAUCCGGAAGAAGGACAUGGCGCACCUGUCCCAGCCACCCAACCUGGGCCGCACGCAGUCCAGCGAGUCCGCCUACGUCUGAGCGACCACCACCUUUCAGCGAGGACAGCGCUCGACCCCGA
Messenger RNA from Gadus morhua (Atlantic cod), 2545 nucleotides. It is a transcript of the gene gjd1b, whose product is annotated as gap junction protein delta 1b. Gene Ontology annotation, biological process: cell-cell signaling. Gene Ontology annotation, cellular component: connexin complex. The record is from RefSeq and is a predicted model, not a curated record. Gene Ontology annotation, molecular function: gap junction channel activity. Bases 1489 to 2505 code for a protein of 338 amino acids. NCBI's taxonomy places the organism in Eukaryota, Metazoa, Chordata, Actinopteri, Gadiformes, Gadidae. The transcript has 2 exons.